Exophiala viscosa is the source of this 981-nucleotide messenger RNA. Its product is annotated as methionine-R-sulfoxide reductase SelR. The transcript has 2 exons. NCBI's taxonomy places the organism in Eukaryota, Fungi, Ascomycota, Eurotiomycetes, Chaetothyriales, Herpotrichiellaceae. Gene Ontology annotation, molecular function: peptide-methionine (R)-S-oxide reductase activity. The coding region runs from base 218 to 835 and encodes 205 amino acids. The record is from RefSeq and is a predicted model, not a curated record. Gene Ontology annotation, biological process: protein repair; response to oxidative stress.
GCUUCCACAACCAGUCCUCUAGUCUGACCAAUGACAUAAGCCUUCUACCCCAAGAUCCGUCAUCAAUUGCAUCAUUGCGUUUUUCGAGUUGCAGGCGCAGACACAGUUAGCGACAAUAAUGCAAAUACUCGUACAAGACGACUUCACUAUCUUUCUAUUUGAUUCAUCCCUUCACAGCCAGAACUCCAUAUAACUCGCAGUUAUCUUCGACUUCCAUAUGCGCUUUCCGUCGUUUCCCAACAUCGUCCGCACACUAUACACACUCGGCAACGCCACAGCACGACUACAACCUCUGCGGGGUACUUCCAACGUAUCGCUCUUUCACCGCGCCACUGUCUACAGAUCUAUGCCAUCGAUACCACUCCUAGGCUCUCUGUUCUCAACUUCUUCUUCAGAAAAGAUGUCGUACCCAGACGGACGCUCAGACGACGAGUGGCAGGCGGUCUUGAACAAAGAACAAUUCCGCGUCCUCCGAGAAAAAGGCACCGAAGCUCCCUUCGCCGGCGAGUACGACAAGCACCAGCCGACCUCCGGCGUCUACACCUGCGCCGGCUGCAACGCUCCGCUGUACAAGGCGGAUCACAAGUUUAAAUCUGGCUGCGGAUGGCCAGCGUACUUCGACAGUAUCCCUGGCGCCGUGACGCGGCAUACAGACCGCACCUUUGGCAUGGAGCGGACUGAGAUCGUUUGUUCAAACUGCGGGGGUCAUCUCGGCCACGUUUUUAAAGGAGAGGGAUACCCCACGCCGACUGAUGAGAGACAUUGUGUCAAUAGCAUCAGUUUGAAGUUUCAUGAUAAGGAUGAUCCGUCGGCGGGUAUCGGGCAAGCCAAAUAAGAGGUUUAAUCCUCCGUGAGAAUCUGGAGGCAAUGAGUGAUAGUGGCAGUUGCUCGUACGAGUACUGCCGUGGUGCCUAUGUAUAUACUUUAUGAAUACCAUCAAUAAGACGUAAGUCGCUCAUCUAUGUCAAACACCCGUCUCAU